GGGGGAUUGUUUCCCCAUCUCUCUUCUCUCCCUCUGACUUUAAAUAGUGGAAAGCUCUUUGAAGAGAGGGCGGGAGGGGGCAGUUCUGUACCUUCACCAUCCUGUCUGGACUCUGAGGAGUAUAUAAUGUGCAGACUCAAACUUGAAUUCCAGACACAACGUGGAGCUUCAGCCAGAGGACCAGCUGAGGACCUGACGAAUCAAAGGGCAUGAACGACGUCAAGCUAGCCCUUCUGGGAAGCCAGGGGGCUGGGAAAUCAGCUGUCCUUGUGCGGUUCUUGACCAGACGGUUUAUUGGUGAAUACGCCUCAAAUGCAAACUCCUUGUACCAUAAGAGGCUAUCAAUCGAUGGCAGGCAGCUGAAUCUCCAUGUGUUUGACCCCUGCUCUCAGAGCUCCGAGGCCAGGUGUAUACUGGAGGAGCCAGUGGACUGGGCAGAUGGCUUUGUGGUGGUGUACAACAUCAGCGACCGCACAUCCUUCAUCAACGCCAAAAGCAUCCUGAGGCAAAUCCGGGAGGCUCGCACGGAUAACUGCAAAGGGGACACAGAUGUUCCUGUGUGUCUGGUUGGUAACAAGCAGGACCUGUGCCACGCCCGGCAGGUGCGAGAGGACGAAGGCCGCAGCCUGGCGCAGGAGAACCGCUGUCACUUCCAGGAGGUGUCGGCGGCUGAUAGCUACCAGGACAUCGCCAACCUCUUCACCCAGCUCAUCAGGCAGGUGAUGGACCACCUGAAAUACCGAGCCGACCGACGACGCUACAGCGGCUCCAAGUCCAUGGCCAAGCUCAUCAACAAUGUGUUUGGCAAGAGGAGGAAGUCAGUGUGACGGUCCCAGCUGAUGGGAAAAGUCAAGCUGGGUGAACUGGGAGGUUGCUUUUUGUACAAAGCCAUGCUGAAUGCAAACAGCAAAGUUCUGCGUUCAUUUAGUACUUUGGAAAGGUACUCAUACUUCUCGAACAUUUUUACAUGUUGCUUUGCAACCACAAACUUCAGUGUAAUUUGUUGAAAUUUCAUCUGACAGACCAACACAAAGUAGUGCAUGAUUGUAAAGUGGGAGGAAAAUAAAACAUGGUUUACAAAUAUUUUUCGCUAAUGAAAUCUCAAAAGUUUGUCCCUACUGAGUUAAUAGUUUCUAAAACCACUUUGGGGGAAUAACAGCUGCUAGUCGUUUGAGCUCUGUCUCUACUACCUUUACACAUCUAGCGACUGAUGUGUAAAGAGCAAGAUUCAUCUCUGCCAAAACAUCUGAGUGUUGUGAGAAAUUCUGUUUUGGAUUUAGCUCUGGACUUUGAAUGGGCCUUUGGAAUUUUAUCAAGGGCUGUCAGUGUAAAGGAGAAUGAGUAUAAAACACACUUUUAGGAUUUUUGUUUGUAAACAAAUUUAAAAACUGUGCGAGAAACUGUCGCUUCUUUGUGUUGAUCCACCGCAACCGCAAAUACCUUUUCAAGGCACUUUAUUCUCAGCAACACAGAUGGUUGACCACAAGUCUAGCAACAAAACUUUAGUAUUUCUAUAGAUCUGCUUCAGUUUAUGGCUACUUAUUUAGAGCAGCCACAGCAGCAAGUUGAUUUAAAUAAAAAAUAUAUUCACACAUAAUGUUUAGAAAACACAGUCUUUCCAAAAACAAAAGUCCUGCAAAAAGCACUUUUUUCUACCCUAGUUUUCUUGUUAUGAAUACAUUUAUUGUGUCUUAUUUUGACAGCUUUUUCCAAAAACGUAACUGAAUUAGACAGAGGAAACACCUGCACAGGUGAAACAUGUAUGUUCAGAGGGGGAUUUAUCAAACAAUCGGAGGUGAUUUGCGGGGUCCUAAAGGAUCCAUAGAACAGACGGUUGCAGGAAAUCGGGCUGUAAACCCGGAAUCAAACUGGAAUGCUUGGAUUUGCUGUAAGCAACGUGUCUGUUUUCUUCCUCUCAUCCCACAGUUCUUAUUGUAGCUUGAGACGAUUUUACAACAUGACUGCACAUAAGAUAAAUGAUUAGUGGUUGAAUAGCCAGCGACAGAAAAAUGUCCAAGUCUGGCCAACUCUUGAAUUAAGUUUUUGUUUUGCACAGCUCCAGAUAGGCUCACAGAGGUUUCACUCACAGGAUGGUGAUGACAGCCAGCCAACACUGCAGUCUAUCAAAUGAAAAUAUCUGCAGUUUGCCUUUUUGUUCAAAUAUAAUAUAAAGUAUAAUUUUGAAAAGAUCAAAUUCAGCAUUCACAUAAAGUUUGCUUCCAUUGUGCAGUGUUGGUUGCUGCCCUGUAUUAUAACUGUUACAUCUUUGAGGGACUGGUAACCAGUUCAGAGUUCACUGCAUCAUUUUGCAAAUGGACCAACUCUAACAAUCCUGUGAAGUGUCAGCUAAGUAUGGGAUGGACUGAUGGGGAGAAACAGCUGGUUUUAACAUGAUGUAAAGGGUUGUAGAAAUAUUUUCAUAAUAAUGCCACUCUUGGAAAGCUGUAGUGCUGAUUGAAAGACUGGAUUAGGUAUGGACAUACCCAACCCUGAAGGAAUGGCAGUACUGUUAAUGUUCUCAUGUUUUUCAUCAAAAUAUUUAAUGCCUUAAUGGAAUAGUGCCAAAUGCAAAAUCUUUUACCAAUUAAAAAUAUUCCUUUGAAUAUCUCUUUUCAAGAAAUAUUUUCUUUCAACAAUCGUUAAAAAUGAGAAAACCAAUCAUGGUUUUAAGGCAUGAUGAGUACAUGAUGACUGAAACACAGCUUGUGUUGAUAUUGUUGCUUAGGUUUUUUCUUUUUUGGUAGAUCCUGAUAAACAAACCCAAAUCAUCGACCCUCCCCACCAUCGACCCUCCCCACCAUCCAUUCUAAUAUUUAUAGAAUGGAUGUGUGUACAAAUUAACAUUUUUGGUCAGUCAGGCAGUUUUCUAUCGCUUCCUCCAUAGUGGGUUGGGGGGAAGCUGGUGCCUAUCUCCAGCAGACUAAGGGCGAGAGGUGGGGUAUAGCCUGGACAGGUCGCCAGUCCAUCGGGAUUCAGUUUAAUUUCUGGAGAGGAUCUGGAGACUCCACAUCUCAGUCUGUUUUAAUAAACGUUUGAACAUUGAGAUGCUUGGUGAGAAUCGAUCAUGGUUUCAAAGCCACGGGUCCAGAGUCCAGAAUACUGAACAACAGUUUAUAAGGUUACAAACUGUGUUGUGUCAAAAUUGUUAACGUCUGUUUGGUACAACUAGAAUUUUGGUAAAUUUUGGUAAAUUCUGCAGAACAAGCCCAGACCAUUAUUCCUCCACCACCCUGUUUGACAACAGUUCAGAAGUCAUUUGUUUAAUUUUAGCUAAAUUCCAAAAGUUGCCCACUUGGUGCCAUCUCUAAACAGCAUCUUCAAUACUCAUGGGACUUCUUUAUUCUCGUCAAAUUUCAGUGCCAGGUUCAGGGCUAUUUUGGGUGCAGUUGCUUUCAAAGCCCACAUGGAAGAUAUACUUUUCAUCCAGCUAAUUAAGAAACUCUGCUCCACCAUUUAAAAAUCACUUCAAUACUGUUGAUGUUCUUCUGAUCCUUCAAAGUCUCACAAUUUAGGUUUUUUAUGUAAUUCUUAUUAUGUGAAGGCAAUUUAUAAUAAUUUGUAUUAUUAAAAUGUCUUUAUGCCUUG
Messenger RNA from Girardinichthys multiradiatus, 3585 nucleotides. It is a transcript of the gene rerglb, whose product is annotated as RERG/RAS-like b. Gene Ontology annotation, molecular function: GTPase activity; GTP binding. The record is from RefSeq and is a predicted model, not a curated record. The coding region runs from base 210 to 827 and encodes 205 amino acids. Lineage: Eukaryota; Metazoa; Chordata; Actinopteri; Cyprinodontiformes; Goodeidae. The transcript is spliced from 5 exons.